Cercocebus atys (sooty mangabey) is the source of this 5966-nucleotide messenger RNA. RefSeq names its product von Willebrand factor A domain containing 5B2 (gene VWA5B2). Lineage: Eukaryota; Metazoa; Chordata; Mammalia; Primates; Cercopithecidae. The record is from RefSeq and is a predicted model, not a curated record. The transcript is spliced from 15 exons. The coding region runs from base 2480 to 5677 and encodes 1065 amino acids.
UGCAGAGUCGGCGCCGCUCGCAGGCCGCCUGCUGCCGCGCUCUGGGCCCCGGGUUGGGGACCCCGACGCCCCGCCGCUGCGCGCAGGGUGAGUCCGACGCUCCAGCACCUGCGCUCCUGAAGGCCCGGCGCAGCUCAGGCUCCCGCACCUGCUCGGCCUACGCCCGUCCCCCGCCUUCCUCCAGGCGCUGCCUUGUGCAUUCAUUGGCUCAUCCUCGUAUUCAACAGUCGUGGGCUGGGCACCUGACCUGUGCCAGGUGCUGGGAGAACAUGACCCUGAGGUUCACAGCCAGGGAGACAGACACAGCAGGCAGCACAGGGCUUGCGGGGGCCCCAGCAGCCCUUACAGCCCAGGAGACGGGUCUCUCUAGGGGGCUGCAAAGGGAGCCUUCUCCCCAGCUGGUCCCCUCCGCCCCCUUACUUUUUUAGGCUGCACACCUCAGCCAGGUCCCGCGUGGGCCAGUGGAUCAAGUGUAGACUCCUGUGCCUAGCAGCCAAGGCCCUCAGUUUCACCCCAUUCCAUCCCUCUCCCCGCGAUCCCACACACCAGGUACCACCGCCACUGGCCACACUGACUGACAGGUCCCUUCCUACCUCUGUGCUCUGUCUUCCCAUCUUCUACUGAGCAAACUCCUACUUGUCCUUUAAGAUCCACUAAACGUCACUCCUUGGGAAACUCUCCCUGACUCCCCCACAAAUAAUUAGCUGCACUGUUGCCUGGCUCCCCAGCCUUUUAUGCCCCCUCCAUUAUGGCACUUACAGGGGGAGUCAUUGUCACAGAUCUGCCUGUCUGUCUCCCCGCUGGAGCAUCUCCAAAUCCCAGCACCUCACACAGAACCUGGCACUAUGAGACCCAGCGAGUGCCUGGGGAAGGGACAGAAGCCCAGCCCUGUGCUGUGCGCUGUGUUUGCACCUGGUUCUUUCAUUGAUUCAUUCAUACAUGCCUUUGAUUCCUGCCCAUGGGAUUUACAAUCCAGGUAAGAAGAGGAACAGAAUCUGGUGGUGUUGAGAGCUGGCAUAAGCCCAGCAGGUUGGGAGACUCAUGGUUAGAGGCUAGAGUGAGCUCUGGGGUGAGGCCCCAGGAAUGUUCCAAAAGGAGGGAGAGCCAGCAUUUGUCUGCAAGAAAGGGUAGGACUCAGUUAGGUGGAAGGUAGGGGCAACAGUAUAAGCAAAUGCUUAUAAGUAGGUUAUAGUGGGUAAUGACAAUAAAAUGCCUCAUGUUUACAGUGAUUUACAGUUUACAAUUGCUAGUAUCACCUCAUUUGAAUCCUGAGUAGUGGGUAAUGCUGGCUUCUUCCUGUUAUGAGGGAUGGAAGGGCGAUAAUCCCCCUCCCUCCUGUUAUGGGGGUUGAAAGUCAUAGCUGGGGUCACUGACUUACAUGUUGGGUGCUUUGCAUACCUCAUUUGUUCCUCCCCACAAUCACAGAGUUAUUAUGAUCCCCACUUUAUGGAUGAGGAAACAGGCUCCUCAGAACAAGACAGUUGCCAAAGGACUCAAUUAGAGGUCACAGAGCUGAUAUUUAAAACCUGAUGCUGUGCUCUCUCCACUAUGUCAAUUGGCUGGAAUGGAAGCCCCUUUCUUUUUCUCUUUCCAUCUUUUUCUUCCCUUCAGUUAUUCAGCAAGUAUUUAUUGAAAGGAUGAACAAUUGGUCAUUGUGAGGAAGUGAGGUACAGUAGGGCUGUGAAGGUGGGCUGGGGCCAGACCACGUCGGUGGUGUACACAGCUGCCACUGUACACGGCUGGUCAUUAUUCCUUUAGCAGCCCCACGAGUCCCCAAAGAAACCUAGGAGCUAAAUAAAACAGUGAGUGCAGUGUGCAAAUGGAGCUUUAUGUCCUCUAGCCUGCUUCCUGCUUCUUUGUUCCUCCUGCCUGGGAGGAAUAGAUAAUUCUGGAGCCACCUUAGUGGGCAAUGGGGGAGCUCCUGAUGGUUCAUGAGCAGGAGAUUUAUGAGUAGAGUGGGGUCCCAGGCUACAGGGAGAUGUCUAUCCACAAGGGAUGGUGGCCAAGGGCUGAAUGGAAAGAGGCAGGCAGGGGGAGAGGGGCAGAGGGUGUGGGUAUUCCCAGGGCCUUGAGAGUGGACAUGGCCCCUUCUCUUCAGCCUUCCAUUAGCAAGGAUGUCACUGAGCUCUUGCCUGAUGACAGCCAGAUCUUUCCACAGUUAGUCUGCCUCUCCUGCUAUCAUUCAUCUCAUGCCUCCAUCCUGUGUCACCAAUGCAUUAGCCUAGUGCCAACACGCAAAGUCCCCUUUGCCCAGGCUCCCUGACCCGAUGCCUGCUCCCACCUCUAGCUUCCUCCCUCUUCUCUGCUCCCGGCGUGCUCUGACCCCAUUUCUCACCCAUCAUAGGUCAUCUUGUCUUGGAUCUGGCCCAGGCCCGGUCCACGUUGGUGCUGCCCACAGGCCUUAUCGCCGCGGCUGGCACCAUGACGGUGACCCUGCACAGCAGCCGGGAGCUGCCCUCAAGGCCUGACGGGGUGCUGCAUGUGGCCCUGCCCACUGUGCUCACCCCACUGGCCCCGCCAGGCCCGCCGGGGCCCCCCAGGCCUCCGGGGCUCUGUGACGACAGGCCUGGAGAGCCCCUCUCAUGCCCUGCGGGCAGAUGCCCCCCCUCAUGCCAGCUCUGCAGCCACCAUCUGUGUCACACUGGCAGAGGGCCACCACUGUGACCGGGCCUUGGAGAUCCUGCUACACCCCAGUGAGCCCCAUCAGCCACACCUGAUGCUGGAGGGCGGCAGCCUGAGCUCAGCAGAAUAUGAGGCCCGGGUAAGGGCCCGCCGAGAUUUCCAGAGGCUACAGCGAAGGGACAGUGAUGGGGACCGGCAGGUGUGGUUCCUGCAGCGACGCUUCCACAAGGACAUCCUGCUGAACCCUGUGCUGGUGCUGAGCUUCUGCCCGGACCUGAGCUCCAAGCCCGGACACCUGGGGACAGCUACUCGGGAGAUACUCUUCCUGUUGGAUGGCAGCAGCGCGGCACACAAGGAUGCCAUUGUUUUGGCUGUGAAGUCCCUCCCGCCUCAGACGCUUAUCAACCUGGCCGUGUUUGGGACGUUGGUGCAGCCACUCUUCCCAGAGAGCCGGCCUUGCAGUGAUGACGCUGUGCAGCUGAUCUGUGAGACCAUUGAGACCCUGAAGAUUCCGAGCGGGCCUCCAGACGUGCUGGCUGCUCUGGACUGGGCCAUGGGGCAGCCCCAGCACAGGGCCUACCCUCGGCAGCUGUUCCUGCUCACUGCUGCCUCACCCAUGGCUGCCACUACCCACCGAACCCUGGAGCUCAUGAGGUGGCACAGGGGGACAGCCAGAUGCUUCUCCUUUGGGCUGGGGCCCACCUGCCACCAGCUGCUCCAGGGUUUAUCUGCCCUCAGCAGGGGCCAGGCCUACUUCCUGAGGCCUGGGCAGAGGCUGCAGCCCAUGCUGGUGCAGGCUCUGCGGAAGGCACUGGAGCCUGCCCUGAGUGAUAUCUCUGUGGACUGGUUUGUGCCCGACACCGUGGAGGCACUGCUGACCCCCCGGGAGAUCCCAGCACUCUACCCUGGGGACCAGCUCCUCGGUUACUGCUCACUCUUCAGGGUGGAUGGCUUCCGGCCCUGCCCACCAGGGGGCCAAGAGCCUGGCUGGCAGAGCUUGGGUGGGUCCGUGUUUCCAUCCCCAGAAGAGGCCCCAUCUGCUGCCAGCCCUGGCACUGAGCCCACUGGCACCUCGGAGCCACUGGGAACAGGCACCGUGUCAGCAGAACUGUCCAGCCCAUGGGCUGCCGGGGACUUGGAGCGGACAGGUACUGAUGCUCUGACAGACCCAGUCACGGAUCCUGGACCCAACCCCUCCUCUGACACAGCCAUAUGGCGCCGCAUCUUCCAGUCCUCGUACAUUCGGGAGCAGUAUGUGCUCACCCACUGCUCUGCCAGCCCCGAGCCAGGCCCAGGCUCCACAGGCAGCAGUGAGUCCCCAGGCUCCCAGGGCCCUGGCUCCCCCGAAGGUAGUGCUCCCCUGGAGCCCCCUUCUCAGCAAGGUUGUCGCAGUCUGGCCUGGGGAGAACCUGCAGGCUCCCGCUCCUGUCCCCUGCCUGCACCCACACUGGCUCCAUUCAAGGUGGGGGCCUUGAGUACUGAGGUGCUGGGCCGUCAGCACAGAGCGGCUCUGGCUGGCCGAAGCCUCUCUUCACCUCCAGGCCGGGCAAACCAAGUCCCCGGCCGACCUCGGAAACCCUCUUUGGGUGCAAUACUAGAUGGCCCAAGUCCUGAGCCAGGCCAACAAUCGGGACAAGGCCUGGAUGACUCAGGAAGCCUGCUCUCCCCAGCCCCCAUGGACUGGGACAUGCUGAUGGAACCACCCUUCUUAUUCACGGCUGUGCCUCCCAGUGGGGAGUCGGCCCCUCCGGCAGUGCCUCCCCAGGCUCCACGCUGCCAUGUGGUGAUCCGGGGCCUGUGUGGGGAGCAGCCUAUGUGCUGGGAGGUGGGUGUUGGGCUGGAGACACUGUGGGGACCUGGAGAUGGCUCACAGCCUCCCUCACCUCCUGUAAGAGAAGCUGCUUGGGACCAAGCACUCCAUCGGCUGACAGCAGCCUCUGUGGUCCGGGACAAUGAGCAGCUGGCCCUCCGAGGAGGGGCCGAGACCACAGCAGACCGGGGCCAUGCCCGGAGGUGCUGGCUUCGAGCCCUUCAGACAAGUAAGGUCAGCUCUGCCCCUUCCUGCUUCACUUGCCCUGUAGCUGUGGAUGCUACCACUAGGGAGGUCCUGCCUGGGGUCCUGCAGGUGUGCAGCUCAGAACCAGCUGAGCCCCCAGGAACCCCUCCUGCCGCUCACAGCCGUCUAGAUGCAGCUCCUCUGCCUACUGUUGUCUACUCUAAAGGUAGGGAAAGGGUAGGGGCACUUGGACUUAGAGACCACCCGCUGGCACUGAUGAUCCCCACUGCAGGACUUCAGGGAGGCUCUCCAGCAGGCGCCUGGGACUCGGACCGAAAUGGCAACUCCAAGUGUGCUUUGGAGGACGCUGCCACUCCCAUGGAAGGUCCUCGCCGCCCACCUCCCCGUCCUCCCUCUCGGCUUAGCCUGGGCCGCCGUCACAAACUCUGUAGACCUGACCUGGGCCAGGCCAACAACAGUGAAGGCAUCGACCAUGACUACCUGCCCCUGGUGCGGCUGCAGGAGGCACCAGGCUCCUUCCGCCUGGACGCGCCCUUCUGUGCCGCUGUGCGCAUCUCGCAGGAGCGCCUCUGCCGCGCCUCGCCCUUUGCCGUGCACCGUGCCAGCCUCAGCCCCACCUCGGCCUCAUUGCCCUGGGCACUUCUAGGCCCUGGUGUUGGUCAGGGUGACAGUGCCACAGCCUCCUGCAGCCCAUCCCCCAGCUCGGGCUCCGAGGGUCCGGGCCAGGUGGACAGUGGGCGGGGCUCAGAUACCGAGGCCUCGGAGGGGGCGGAAGGGCUGGGCGGCACCGACCUGCGGGGCCGGACCUGGGCCACUGCCGUGGCGCUCGCCUGGCUAGAGCACCGAUGCGCUGCUGCCUUUGGCGAGUGGGAACUGACAGCAGCCAAGGCUGAUUGCUGGCUGCGGGCCCAGCACUUGCCUGACGGCCUUGAUCUGGCCGCCCUCAAGGCCGCAGCCCGGGGGCUCUUCCUGCUACUGCGCCACUGGGACCAGAACCUGCAGCUACACCUGCUGUGCUACAGCCCAGCAAACGUGUGAAGGCUGCCCGCUGCUGCUUGGGUUGGCGCCCCACCCAACACACUAGACACUGCCGCCCAGGACUGGCCUCUUGGUGCUGGGAAGGUGUAGGCUGGUGCCAGCCUGUCCCCCACUGCUUCUUACUCCCUCCCUAGAGCCCUCUUGCCCCCACAAGAAGUGCCUGCCUGUGCUCUCUCCCGCUCCUCCCACCCCACACACCCUCCCCUCCAUCCUCUGAGCUCCCUGCAGCACAGUGGAAGGGGAGAGAGCCACAGUCCCCAAAUCCUAUGCAAUAAAGUGCCUCUUAGGA